UCCACUCUCUCCGUCGCUACCCUGUGGAGUUAAAAAAACGCCCCUCUGGCCUCCACAGAAAAAGAGUCCAAUAUCUUUCCACCUACCGACGCGUCCUCCUCUAAUCUAGCCCUUCCUUUAACUUCUCGCCCCUCUCUCUCUCUCUCUCUGUCUAUCUGGCCUCCGCUCUAUUCUCGGGUUUGGAUUCGGAUCCUCCAAGUUGCUUUUUCAGACACGUCAAUGGAGUCGAGCUCUGGCUCCGCCGAGCAUAACAUCAGAGGAAUACCUACUCACGGCGGACGUUACGUCCAGUAUAAUGUUUACGGAAACCUCUUUGAAGUCUCCAGAAAGUAUUCCCCUCCUAUUCGUCCUGUUGGCAGAGGUGCUUAUGGUAUUGUUUGUGCUGCCGUAAAUUCUGAGACACGAGAGGAAGUUGCCAUUAAGAAGAUUGGUAAUGCUUUUGACAACCGGAUAGACGCGAAAAGGACUCUGCGAGAGAUUAAGCUUCUUCGGCACAUGGACCAUGAAAAUGUUGUUGCUAUCAAAGAUAUCAUACGACCUCCCCAAAAGGAGAACUUCAAUGAUGUUUACAUUGUUUAUGAAUUGAUGGAUACUGAUCUUCAUCAAAUAAUACGCUCCAACCAACCAUUGACAGAUGAUCAUUGUCGGUACUUUCUAUAUCAAUUGCUCCGAGGGCUCAAAUAUGUACAUUCAGCACAUGUUUUGCAUCGUGAUCUAAAGCCUAGCAAUUUGCUCCUCAAUGCUAAUUGUGACCUUAAGAUUGCAGACUUUGGUCUUGCAAGGACAACAUCGGAAACAGAUUUCAUGACCGAGUAUGUUGUUACUCGUUGGUAUCGAGCACCAGAAUUACUCCUUAAUUGUUCAGAGUACACUGCAGCAAUUGACAUAUGGUCAGUGGGUUGUAUACUCGGUGAGAUAAUGACACGCCAACCUUUGUUUCCUGGUAAAGACUAUGUUCAUCAGCUGAGGCUUAUCACAGAGCUCAUUGGCUCACCAGAUGACUCCAGCCUUGGUUUCUUACGAAGUGAUAAUGCUCGACGAUAUGUUAGGCAGCUUCCACAAUACCCAAGGCAGAAUUUCACUGCUCGAUUUCCUAAUAUGUCUGCAGGUGCUGUUGAUUUGUUAGAGAAGAUGCUAGUGUUCGAUCCAAACAGGCGCAUUACAGUUGACGAGACUCUAUGCCAUCCUUACUUGGCACCUCUUCAUGAUAUCAAUGAGGAGCCUGUUUGCCCAAGGCCUUUCAACUUUGAUUUUGAGCAGCCAUCAUUUACUGAGGAAAAUAUCAAGGAACUCAUCUGGAGGGAAUCUGUAAAAUUCAAUCCAGAUCCAUAGAUAAUAUGUGUUGUAUCACGCCUAGGAAUAUAUUUGAUGACUCCAAUUCAAAUCAUAAUUAUACAAAAUCCUUCAGAAUCUCUGGGAAGAUAAAGAGCACUCUGGUUAUAAUGUGACUCACAUGUGAUAUUGAAGUGAUAAAGGAUAGGUUUCAAGUUAACUGAGAAGAACCUGGUUGGCAUAUGGAUAGACCAACUGGAUUUGGGGUGGGUGGAGAUAUAGAGUGGUUGUUGGACUGACAAAUCUGUAUUGUUUUUGGAAUGGGGAUGCUGCAUGGUUCUGAGACCCAACAUCUGUAGUUUUUUCUCAGUUUCUUCAAGUUGAUUUGAAUGUGAGAAAUUUAUUUUGUUUGCUAGGCUAGUCGACUUAUAUCGUUUCCCAUUUUUGACAUGGAACAACUGAAAUAUGUGAAGCGUGAAAUUAAUUUUUCUGAUGCAAUGUCUUGCUAAAUGUUGUAAGAAAGCUACACUAUUCAUCCGUACUCCUGAUGUUAGGAUGUAGGAGAUUGUGUUUGCCUGUUUGGCACGACUGUAUUAUAUGAAAGAUCUAUUCAAUAUAAGCAUUUCUUGUCUUA
Molecule: messenger RNA, 1906 nt
Organism: Jatropha curcas
Lineage: Eukaryota; Viridiplantae; Streptophyta; Magnoliopsida; Malpighiales; Euphorbiaceae
Product: mitogen-activated protein kinase 4
Biological process (GO): protein phosphorylation
Molecular function (GO): MAP kinase activity; ATP binding
Source: RefSeq, a predicted model, not a curated record